Molecule: messenger RNA, 2167 nt
Organism: Rhinichthys klamathensis goyatoka
Lineage: Eukaryota; Metazoa; Chordata; Actinopteri; Cypriniformes; Leuciscidae
Gene: gal3st2
Product: galactose-3-O-sulfotransferase 2
Exons: 4
Coding region: 227-2167 (646 amino acids)
Biological process (GO): glycolipid biosynthetic process
Cellular component (GO): membrane
Molecular function (GO): galactosylceramide sulfotransferase activity
Source: RefSeq, a predicted model, not a curated record
GCUGUACAUUUCGCCACUUGAAGCUCUCUUUAUCUGUCACUCGCUCCCUUUACUCUCUCUCUUUCCCUCAGACCCAACCCGUCGUUAGCGGGAGGAGUCCCACCGGUGGACCUGAGGGACGGAUAGCAGUGUUUCACGAGUUCGGCGGAUCGUUUGACGACUCCAGGGGUCCGAGGUCCGCUGGGGGUGGUUAUCGGGGUCGUCGACUCCGGUACGCGCGAGCGACAUGCUCCCUCCUCAGAGAAUCACGGGCCGAGAGCGGAGAGCAUUUAACUGGCGGACCGCCUCACCAUGGACCACGUGUGUGAGAGUCGCGUGUUGCAGUCGCCUGCGUUUUAUGUGGUUCACUCUGAUGGUCCUGACUGUCCUCUGCGUGGCGCUGCAGAUGCUGGGAGUGGUCCGACAGGCCAGGAGUUCCAAGGUUUUGAAACUUGUGAGUGAACAGCUGGUCAGGAUGCCUGCAGAGAUCCAUAGACCCGUGAAACGCAUAGACUGGGAAAAUCUAGGAAACCUUUGGUCUGUCUCAGCAGCGAUUGUUGAGGAACCAGUCGACCAGCAUUAUUUCAUACAGAAAAUAGGCGAGAGCGUAAACCCUCAUUUAGAAGAGGAAAGGGACCAGGUCUUGGAGGUUGCAAGAAAAAAGCUUACCAGCAUUACCAAAGCAGUUCCACCAAUAGAGCUGAACAAACUCUUGUUUGACCAAGAAGUGGCUAAACCAUUUCAGCACCAGCCAGUUAUCGACGAAAAUGACCCUGAAAUUCAAAAACCACCACGCUCUGAUAACGAUACUGAUAAAUAUACAUUAAAAUCAGAAGCUGUCAGGUGUCAACCCAAAAACCACAUUGUCUUCCUCAAGACGCACAAGACUGCCAGCAGCACCAUAUUGAACAUUCUCUAUCGUUACGGGGACAGCCAUAACUUGACGUUUGCCUUGCCGCUGAACAUGCACAGCCAGUUAUUUUACCCAACAUUCUUUGCAGCACACUUUGUGGAGGGUGUCAGGACUCGCAGCGUGAAAGAGUUCCACAUCCUGUGCAAUCAUAUGAGAUUCAGCUCACAAGAGGUGAGGAAGUUGAUGCCUAAGGACACAUUCUACUUCUCCAUUCUUCGGAAUCCGGUGGCGAUGAUGGAAUCCCUGUUCGUUUACUACAAAGCGAUCCCGGCAUUCCGUGUUGUCAAAAGCCUUGAGGAGUUCCUGAUCCAGGGUGGGCGGAGCUACAACACCUCUGUGCCUAACAACCACUAUGCACGUAACAUUUUGACCUUUGACUUCGGUCUGGAUAAUACAGCGCCCGAGAACGACACCGAUCUGGACAGGCGUAGCGCCGAGGUCAUCACUGCCGUGGAACGCGACUUUCCGCUGAUCCUCAUCUCGGAGUAUUUCGAUGAAUCACUGGUGCUUCUAAAGCACACCCUCUGCUGGUCACUGGAUGAUAUCUCGUCUUUCCGCCUCAACAGUCGCAGUGAGCGCUCUCGCCGACCCUUAAGUGCAGAGACCGCAGAGCGGGUAAAACAGUGGAAUUCGCUAGACUGGCGAUUGUACCAGCACUUUAAUGCCACUUUCUGGAAACGGAUAGACUCCACACUCGGACGGACGACGCUCCAACGGGAAGUAGAGCUUCUGAGGGCAAAGAGGAUGAAGCUUGAGCAAAUGUGUUUACAGGGUGGAGGGGCGGUUGAUCCUGCGCAGGUCAAGGAUUCAUCAUUAAAGCCGUUUCAAUAUGGUGCAGCAGUUAUUCAAGGUUAUAACCUCCGACUGGGGUUGAAUAAUGACACUUUUGGGCUUUGUCAGAGGUUGAUUACGCCUGAACUGCAGUACACAUCAGCCUUGUACACCAAACAGUUCCCUCAGCUGGCGGCCGCACGUGUCGCUGCCGCAAAAAAGAUUGCGGCCUCCAGAAACUUUGCAACGCACAGAGCUGUUAAACGCAAUAUUGAGACAAAUGUGCACAUAGCAGUGACAAACAAUACCUCGCAUAACAAUACAAAUACAGCCAUUGCGGAUGAACAUGGCUUACGCGUUUUGCGUAAUUCUGUUGUUCAUCGUGAGAGACAAGGCAGUUUUGAAGUACACAGUGUAACCAAACAUCAUAGGAAUAAAGAAAUAAAAGGAAACUCGGAUAAACGCACCACACAAAAACCCGUCAUGAACUCAAAACAUACAUAA